AUGAACGACAACGAUAAAUGGACGCAGAGCGUAAAGCGAUUCCGCGAGCGGAUGGCGGAGGAGCAAAGGAAGCUCCCCAGGAUGCAGCCACUAGAGGCAGCGGGCACUUCAGACACUAGAAGUGCCAGAUCAGCACGCGCAGAGGCUCUGCAAGCAGCGGCGCAACAUCUGGCGCGACGCACAGGGGUAGCAACAGCCAGUCACGGAACCAACGCUUGCGCGGCCGACGUACCCAACGCCCCCACCACUGUGCACACCACCGACCGUAACGACAGGGCAGCUUCCGCAAAGGCUCGCAAGGCGCAAACUGCCAUGAGGCGCUCUAUAGCAGCGCACGUAAGCACGACGCGCCGAGCUUCUUGGGCUGCAGCGUCGCAGAGAACCAACCUGGCCGCGGUGCCAUGCGGCAGGAUCAGUAGCAGCGAAACGUCUACCUCUGACGAUUCCACCGUCCCACGGAGAUCGCCGGUGAUCGAACUUUCGUCCGAAAAUGAAGAUACGCUACCGGAGAACAAGAAGGCGGAACUUACCUUUCCAGCGGGGCCAAAUGGAGUCUGCCUGUAUCAAGCAGACUUACAAUCUCUGAAGGACGGAUGCUGGCUUACAGACACGAUCAUUGAUGCGUACGCUAAGCACUUGGAAGCAGAAUUUGGACCGAAAGGUACAGUCCUUAGCCCAUUCGUGGUCUGGCAGCUGAACCAGCCAGGAAGACGCGAUGAAAACUUCCCCCGCAUUCACCGCUGGAUUCGCAACAUCGACAUAUUUGGACAGAGGGUAGUACUAGCGCCACACAACACCGAGCACCACUGGUACCCUCUCGCCCUAUCCAACCGCGAGCUCACGCACCACGUCACGGACACAGUCUGCUACCACCAACACCAGAUAUGGACAGCAGAUUCCUGGAGGAGGGGUGAGGUCACCCACGCAACCACGGCCUGGCGCGAAUUCCUCCAGUGGGAAUACAAGUAA
Messenger RNA from Bactrocera dorsalis (oriental fruit fly), 969 nucleotides. RefSeq lists its product as uncharacterized. The transcript has a single exon. Bases 1 to 969 code for a protein of 322 amino acids. NCBI's taxonomy places the organism in Eukaryota, Metazoa, Arthropoda, Insecta, Diptera, Tephritidae. Gene Ontology annotation, biological process: proteolysis. Gene Ontology annotation, molecular function: cysteine-type peptidase activity. The record is from RefSeq and is a predicted model, not a curated record.